Molecule: messenger RNA, 1800 nt
Organism: Lachancea thermotolerans CBS 6340
Lineage: Eukaryota; Fungi; Ascomycota; Saccharomycetes; Saccharomycetales; Saccharomycetaceae
Gene: SUC2
Product: beta-fructofuranosidase SUC2
Exons: 1
Coding region: 1-1800 (599 amino acids)
Biological process (GO): sucrose catabolic process
Cellular component (GO): fungal-type vacuole
Molecular function (GO): sucrose alpha-glucosidase activity
Source: RefSeq, a predicted model, not a curated record
AUGGCGUUCUCGAGUCUCAAGAAAUCUGAUUCUGUUGGCUCGACUCCUCAUAGGAAACAAAACCAUCCCAACAAACGCAAACCCUUUUCCAAAAUGCAAUUGCUCGGUUCCGCCCUAGGCGCGCUGGUGAUCGCAGCUGGAGUUACUGCUUCGCAAUCUAACAGCAGAUCCCGUGGUAAGAACACUGACUCGCAGCCUCAGUUCAAUGCUUCGUCGGGUACACGCCCGCUUGUGCAUCUCACUCCUAACAAGGGGUGGAUGAACGACCCCAAUGGCCUCUUCUAUGACAGCGAGGCCUCCAUCUGGCACGCGUACUACCAGUACAACCCCAAUGACAACGUGUGGGGGCUGCCAUUGUACUGGGGUCACGCUACCAGUGAGGACCUGACCGUGUGGGAGGACCACGGCGCGGCUAUCGCUCCUCAGAACGACGAAUCCGGUGCCUUCUCCGGUUCGAUCAUCAUCGACGCCAACAACACCUCAGGCUUCUUCAACGACAGCACCAAGCCUGCCCAGAGAAUCGUUGCUUUCUACACCGAGCACAACGCCACAACCGAAUCCCAAUACGCGGCUUACUCGCUCGACGGUGGUUUCACCUUCGAGCAAUACGAGCAUAACCCUGUGCUUGACAUUGGGUCUGACCAAUUCCGUGACCCUAAGGUCUUCUGGCACGAAGAGUCAGAGCGUUGGGUCAUGACUCUCGCGCUUUCUCAGGAAUACACCAUCCAGAUUUUCACUUCAGAGAACCUGAAGGACUGGGAGCUACAGUCUAACUUCUCACACCACGGAAUUCUUGGUUACCAAUACGAAUGUCCCGGGCUCGCUAAAGUCCGCGUUGAGCGCGAUAUUCCUCUGAAUGUCACUUCCAACGGAAAGACCAACUUGACUACCCAGGACGACGGCGCUGAAUACAAGUGGGUCAUGUUCCUGAGUAUCAACCCUGGCUCCCCAGCAGGUGGCUCCGUCAACGAGUACUUUAUUGGUGACUUCGACGGUAAGACUUUCACUCCCCAGGACAGUGCUGCCCGCAUUGUGGACCACGGAAAGGACUUCUACGCUCUGCAGACAUUUACCAAUGCGCCAAACGGCGACACUAUCGGUAUUGCCUGGGCCUCUAACUGGGACUACUGUGCCUUUGUUCCAACUGAGGCGUGGAAGAGCUCUAUGUCGAUUGCCCGUAACUUCACCGUCCGCCCUUACAACCCUAACCCACAGAGCACCGAGCUCAAUCUAUACAGCACCCCAAUUUUGAACUCUACCGAUUUGCAAACCAAGCGUUACUUGAAGAAGUCUUCCCUGGAGAUCGGUGCGGAUGAGGCCCUCAAGUACAACCUCGGAAACGACGCCCAGGGUCUUCUAGAAUUCACUGCCACUUGGAAGGUCAACGGCUCUAGCAUCCCAUCCGUCGGCGACUUUGCUGAUCUCUCCUUCUGGUUUACCGGCAAAGAAGACGACGAUGAGUACCUGAGAUUAGGAUAUGCUGUCAAUGCUGCUGGCUUUUUCGUCGACAGAGGUAACACCGACGUUGACUUCGUGAAUGACAACCCAUUCUUCAACAACAGACAGACCCAGAACAUCGAGACCUACAAGAUUGGAACCGAUGGAUUGCCAAUCUACAAGGUCCACGGUAUCAUUGACAGAAACAUCAUCGAGUUGUUCUUCAAUGACGGUUCAUCAACCUCCACCAACUUGUUCUUCCUAUCUGACGGAAACUACAUUGGCGGUGUUGAGAUUACCGCGGGCGUCGAAGGCGUUUUCACAAUUCUAGAUUUCGAGAUCAAGCAAUUGGCUAGAAAAUGA